Messenger RNA from Eremomyces bilateralis CBS 781.70, 3068 nucleotides. RefSeq lists its product as uncharacterized. Gene Ontology annotation, molecular function: double-stranded DNA binding. The transcript is spliced from 3 exons. Bases 175 to 2661 code for a protein of 828 amino acids. The record is from RefSeq and is a predicted model, not a curated record. Gene Ontology annotation, cellular component: chromatin; SMC loading complex. Gene Ontology annotation, biological process: mitotic sister chromatid cohesion; maintenance of mitotic sister chromatid cohesion. Lineage: Eukaryota; Fungi; Ascomycota; Dothideomycetes; Eremomycetales; Eremomycetaceae.
UCAGCAUCAGGACGGCUUUGUAGCAGUCUAUAUUCAUUAAUACCGUACCAUCUUCAUUAAUAUUACAACUGUCUACAAGUACUGCAUUCGCCAGUUGUGCGUCAACUUUGCACAUCCAGAAGGAGACCAUCUAUUUGCACCACCUACCACGGUGCUUAUGACCAUGUGCCCAUCAUGAGUUGGCAGAACUAUCCACCGACAUACAAUGGGAUUCCUCCCCCGUAUGGCACACCAAAUAAUGCCAACUUGCCCCCGCCUGAUCAGUUUACACAGUCAUUACCCGGACAGCCAAUGCCAUAUGGCAGCCCUCACAACUUCCAACAGUCGGAGUACGCGACUCCAAGGCAGAAUGCGUCCAGCCAUCCCGCUGGACCCUAUAUUAAUAUGCCCGGUCCGCAACAGCAACAUGUGCACCAGAACUACCAGGCCGUGAAUCAUCCGCAACCUCCACAACACCACAUCCCCCAAUUCCCACCCUAUGGGCAUCCUCAGGCCUAUCAUCCCCAAUAUUAUGGACCUCCGGUUCAGAACCAGCAACCUCCACCCCCCAUGCGCCAAUUCUCACACUCCCAACCAGUCCCUCAACCAGGCCUACAUGGGCAACCACAAGGUCAGCCACCGCGUCCGCCGCCUUCUAACCCCUCCCCUCAGCCCCAAGGGAGGAAGAAUGUUGCGGUCGUGGUGCCUGGCCAUUCAACGCAACAUAAAGCUCCUAGUCAGACAAAGAGGAAGAGUUCAACCCCCCGGGUUGAUGACCAGCCUGCAGUUGAUCAUCAGAAGGUGCUGCUCUGUCUUGCCGAAGAGUACAUCGCCGCCGCCCAUGGGAUAGCUCCCCGUAUUGCCAAAGACCCCGACCAGCGCGGGUUGGAUGAGUAUUCAAAACUCAUGUCCACUGGUCUGGGGUGUAUGGAGGCCGUGUUGAAGAAUUUCCGCCUUCAUCCACGUCAGGAAGCGAGUCUCCGGUUGAGAUACGCGACGAUCCUUAGCAAGGAGACUCAGAACCAUGAUUAUGCUGAACUGGUUCUCACCAAAUCCAUCACUCUUUGCGACAGAAACAAACUGCUAGAUCUCAAGUACAGCUCACAGCAUCUCUUAGCGAGAGUUCUCUUCGAGACGCAACCGAGGGCAGCGUUGAAGUCACUGGAUAAGUAUGUUCAAGACGUCGAAGCAUAUCAACAUGUUCCAUGGAUCUAUGCAUUUCGUUUCCUAAGGGCGACGCUUUCGUUGCAGUCUACUAGCCACGUUGACAUCUCUGCUGGACUGUCCAAUCUUCGAAGCGUCGUCGAAACGGCGAGUAAGUGUGGUGACCAAUUCGUCGCCGCAAUGGCAGCGGUAAUGGAAGGCCUGGCCCACUUGAUGAAAACUGGACCCGAAAGCGUACAACAAACACAACAUGCAAUUGCUCAAGCCAGGAAGUUGCAGCAGCAAUGCGGCGGUACCAAGGCGCUACCGAUCUGGCGGCUGCUCGACUGCGUGCACCUAGCCUCUGCGCUUCAGAGCUCCGACCGCGACCAAGCAAAGGCGGUCAUGCAAGACAUGCAUGAGUCCAUGGACGCCGAGGGAGAACGAGACAUGUGGUCCGACGAUGGCUCGUUCGGCGUCGAGAUUCGAACCGCUCCUGGCAAUGGACUCACGGACGAUACAGGCGGCGUGUUCAGAAAGACGGCCGAUGGGCGGGAUGCUUUGGUGUUCUCCUGGUUGCGCCAUGAUGAGGUCUAUCUUCUCGCUUAUUAUCUCAGCGGGUUCACGAUGGACCUGCAUCUGAUGAACGACGGGCGGGCCCAAGAAUUCUUAAAGUCGGCCUCAAUCAAGCUGCAAGCAGAAUCGGCCGAUAGCAAGGCAUUCGGGGCUUUGAGCGACCAACUUGCGCACCAGAGCAGCCAUAAUCUCCUUCAAUGGCAGAUCCGCCUCCACGAAGCAUUCACCGCUAGCACCAGGGAAGACUGGAAUGCCGCCCAACGUAUCCUCGAACAGCUCUUUUCGUCCGUCCAAAACCACCAAGUGCCCCACAAUCUCUUCCGAUGGGCAACCUAUCUCUCCGGGCUCAUUGCCCAAGGUCGCGGUAACUUAGAUGAAGCGCUGUCGAUCUUCCAGUCCCAAGUCUUUUCCCUUCCGUCGAGCCAAGCGGUACCCGAUCUGUACGACCCGUACCUCACCCUCCGCAUCCUCGCGAACCUCCACUCCCUACUGAUCAUCCGCGACCCGGCCCAUCCGAAACAUCACGAAUGCGAAGCGCUCCUCACGCACUUGGUCCCCUUCUGCGCGUCGCAUCCGAACCGCAGCAUCGUGUCCCUCUACUACAUCGUCCGCACCGUGGCCGACUCCUCCACGUCCGGCGGCGUAAUCGGCCCCAAGAAAUCCCUGCAGCAAGCGCUGUUCGAAUGCAAGGCUAUCUCGAACAACCAGCUGCUGCGCGUCUGCAUGGGACUGGUGUGUUUGAAGUUCUUCCCCGGGAUCGUGAGCGAGCAGUCGGUGAAGAGCGCGCGUGUCUUUGAGCGGCUGAGCAAGGAGAGCCUCUUGUGGAGUUGCGUCGCGGCGGGUAAUAUGGCGAGUACGUUGGAGGUGAACAAUCAUCGCGCCGAGGCGGAUCAGGUGCGACGAGAGUCGGUGGCGAAGGUGGAGAGGUUGCCACAGGUAUUAAGGAGGAGAUGUGAGUUCUGAAUCACAGGUAGUGCGGAAAGAUGGCGCUUCAUUCAAUGUGAAAUGUAUUUCAGCCAAGGCGUCUGGAGGCUCGGGGAGAAUCGGUUCAAAUGAAUAAUUACAGUAAUAGCAAAAUGAUCCUGCGCCUCUAAACCGUGGGUAUCCCAGGUGCCCAUUCCAGUUGGUCUGUCCUCUGCCAGGGGACCAUUUGUGAACCUUCAAUCACUCCCAUUCGCAAACGCCAGAGAUCAUCCAAUCAUACUUCCUGCAUAACAGCGUUAUAAACAGAACCGCCGUCAUCACCGCUUCUGGAUCGCCGAUACCCAGCAACCAUUUCACCAUCCCAACACCUUCUCCCCCUUCAUAUCCUCCCCCUUCCUCCACUCCUCCACCAUCGCCACCGCCACCCUCACCACAUCCAACGCGCU